ACCUAAAAAGUGGAAGCCAUCGCCCCUCCCUCUGCUUCUCUCUCUCAUUUCUUUCUCCCUAUUUUGAAAAGGGAAUUUCCGGUAAUGAUAAGAUCGGCCGUCGCGGCCGCCGCCGCCACGUCCACCACCGUCAAGCCGCCACCUCUUCCGUCAUUUUUCUCAGGUCAGCCAUUCCUGUCCUCCAUUUUCUUCAAACCUUUGUCGUUUUCGAUCGCUUCUUCGCCUCUCUCAACCUCCGAGGACUCUUCUCCAUCGACGGAUCUCUCUUCUCAACUCCUCUCUCUCCUCUCCCGCCCAAAUUGGCAGAAAAACCCUUCUCUCAAGAAGCUCAUAACUUCUCUGUCACCUUCUCACCUAUCCUCUUUCCUCUCCCGGAACCCGUCUCUCGAUCCCCACACUGCCAUCGCCUUCUUCGAUUAUCUCUCCCGUGUCCCCUCAUUCAGGAUUGAUGUGCGGUCCUAUUUCUCACUCCUGCACAUUCUUAUAUCCCAUCAGCUGUUCAUGCCCGCCGAUAGAAUCCGCAUUUUGAUGAUUAAAUCCUGCGAAAGCCCCGAUGACGCGAAAUUUGUGUUGAGUUUGCUGAGGGAAAUGAAUAAUGUCGAUGAUGAUGGCAGUAGAUUAAGAUUUAAAUUUAAGCUCAAUGUUAAGUCUUGUAACAUGAUGUUAAUGUCUUUGUCGAGGUUUUUGUUGAUUGAGGAUAUGAAAUGCCUGUAUUCUGAGAUGUUGAAGGAUAAGCUUUCACCUAAUAUUUACACAUUUAAUGCUAUGAUACAUGCAUAUUGUAAAUUGGGUGAUGUGACUGAAGCCGAGAUGUAUUUGAAUAAGAUCUGUCAAGCUGGGUUGAGGCCAGAUGUCCAUACGUACACCUCAUUUAUCUUAGGGCAUUGUAGGAAAAUGGAUGUAAAUAGUGCAUGCAAAGUUUUUGAGGAAAUGCCUCAAAAGGGUUGUCAAAGGAAUCAUGUUUCCUAUAACAUUUUGAUACAUGGGCUGUGUGAAGCAAGGAGAGUAGAUGAUGCGAUGAAACUGUUUUCACAAAUGGAGAAUGAUCAUUGUUGUCGGAAUGUACGGACCUAUACUAUUCUAAUUGAUGCAUUCUGCAAAUUGAAUAGGGAAAUGGAAGCAUUGAAUUUGUUUCAUGAGAUGGUGGAGAAAGGUUGUCAACCAAAUGCCCACACUUACACUGUUCUGAUUAGUGGAAUGUGUAAAGACAAUAGGCUUGAUGAAGCAAGAAGAUUAUUAGAUGAGAUGGGGAAAAGGGGUCUAGUUCCCAAUGUAGUAACAUACAAUGCUUUGAUUGAUGGGUAUUGUAAAGUGCAAAAUGUUGAUGCUGCAUUGGAGAUAGUUAACUUGAUGGAAUUAAAUAAGUGUAAGCCAAAUGUACGUACAUAUAAUGAGUUAAUUUCAGGAUAUUGUCGGGUGAGAAAGGUGCACAAGGCAAUGGGACUACUUGAUAAGAUGCUUGAGCAGAAGUUGUCUCCAUCUGUUGUAACAUUCAAUUUGUUGGUCCAUGGACAAUGUAGUGAGGGUCAUAUUGAUAGUGCUUUCCGAUUGCUUACAUUGAUGGGUGAGAGUGAUGUGCUCCCCGAUGAGUGGACCUAUGGUUCUCUCAUUGAUGCAUUAUGUGAAAAAGGCUGUCUUGAACAUGCUCAAUCUAUAUUUGACUCUUUGAAGGAGAAGAGAAUUAAGGCAAAUGAAGUUAUAUACACUGCUCUGAUUAAUGGUUAUUGCAGAGUAGAAAAGGUAGCUGUUGCCCUAACUUUGUUCAAAAGAAUGCUUGAUGAACAUUGCUUUCCAAAUAUAAGCACCUAUAAUGUAAUAGUUAGUGGUUUAUGUCAAGAGAAUAAGCUCUAUGAAGCAACUCUAUUGUUGGAAACUAUGGAAGAAAGAGGUGUCAAACCCACAGUAGUUACAUACAGUAUUCUGAUUGAGAAAAUGCUAAAAGAUAAUGAUUUUCACCAUGCUUAUGAGGUAUUUAAUUCAAUGGUGUCCUUGGGAUAUAAACCUGAUGUUUGCACUUACACUUCAUUUCUUGUUGCAUAUUGCAACCAAGGGAAGUUGGAAGAAGCUGAAGAUUUGAUGUCAAAAAUGAUAGAGGAUGGUGUCAGACCAGACUUGAUGACUUACACAGCAUUAAUGGAUGGGUAUGGACGUUUGAGAUUACUAGAUCGCUCCUUUGAUACUCUUAAAUCCAUGGUUGAUGCUGGAUUUGAGCCUUCUCCAUAUACCUAUACCAUUUUAAUCAAGCAUCUGUUUCAUGAAAACCAGAUAGGAAAAGGUGUCAGUAGGAUAGAAGUUGAUUCCAUUAAUGUUGUGGAUGUGUGGAAAAAAAUGGAGUUUGAUACUGCUGUUAAAUUGUUUGAGAAAAUGGUGGAAUGUGGUUGUCCUCCUAACAAAAAUACUUAUAAUGUACUGACUUAUGGGCUAUGCACAGAAGGACGCCUUGAAGAAGCUUGGAGACUUGUUGAUCAUAUGAAAAACUGCGGAAUGUCUCCUGAUGAAGAUAUUUAUAAUACACUGGUAAAAUGUUGCUGCAAGUUGAAAAUGUAUGAUGAUGCAACAAAGUUAGUUGAUACAAUGGUUAAGCGUGGUUUUUUACCACAUUUGGAAUCCUACAAUCUCCUUGUAUGUGGACUUUAUUAUGAAGGAAAGAAUGAGAAGGCUAAGGAAGCCUUCUUGAAGCUUCUUAAUUGUGGUUACAAUAAUGAUGAAGUUGCAUGGAAACUAUUAAUUGAUGGCUUACUUAAGAGGGGGCUUUCUGAUAUAUGCUCUGAACUUUUAGUCAUCAUGGAAAAAAAUGGUUGUCAGAUUCAUUCUCAAACACAUACAAUGCUGAUAGAGGGACUUCUUGAGCAAACAGAAGGGCUUGUAAAAACAUAAUAUUUUAAACUAUCAAGCACUUUUGAUGGUUGCCAGCUCUUUUGUCCUUCUCCAAUCGGAAGAUUGCCGAGUAAUCAGGCUACAUUCAAAUUCUUUGGAUUUAUUACAGGGAAAAAGGAGUGCCCGUAGUCCCUUACUGCAUGCAUACAGCUUUCUAAUGGAUUUCAAAUCCUGAUUCCUGAACCCACUGACCAGUGGUUUGCUAGUUCCUGUUGUGCUCAUUGAUGCAUUCGGGACAUUUACCUGCUCUAGGAAGCUGGUGAUUGACAUGAUGGCGCUGUCAUUGUUGAAAAUGCAGGGCUAUGGUUAUGACAGUAUGACACAGCUGAAUGAUUCAGAUCACACAACCAUAGCAAUCAAAUUGUGCGGAGAUCUUUACCCUUCAAAAUGUUGAUAUAGUCUACAAGAAUACAAGGAAUUAGAGUGGAAUGGAAUUCUAGAAGCACCUCUGCCUUGAGCACGGCAACAGCAAGGAGCCAAGGAUGGAAUUUUCUAGGACUUAUCCACUCAGGGAGGGGAUAGAAAUUAGAAAGGAUGUAUUUUUCUAUCAAGCUGAUGAUCAACACUAUAUUCCACGGGCUUUGUUGAUGGAUUUGGAGCCUGCGGUGAUUAAUGGAAUAAUGGUAUACAAAAUGGUGACUAUAUAUGAACCUUUACAAUCAUGAGAAUGUAUUUAUUGCGGAUCAUGGCGGAGGUGCUGGAAAGUGAAUGUUGUCAGGUAUGGGCUCAUAAGACUCUUGAUGAUCACAAUAGCAAGAAAAACUUGUUAAGCCAAAAUGAGACAAGUGAUGUGGUUUGUUCAGCCAUACAACUCCCUUCUCACACUCAGAACAGAUACCUCAGUAGAAUACCCUUUUAAAGCUAGCUUAUAGUAUGAGAAAAGUUCAAGUUUAAUCCUCACAUUGUCAAAAUUAGUUCUCGGUUUUUGAAUUGUCCAAGGUAUCAAUUUUGAUUUUUUUUUUGGUCUGUUUAGUUUCAGAUAGAGCUAUUGCCACUUUUGUCCCUCGAUUAUUCUUCCCUUCUAUAUUUGAUUUUUAACUAUUAAUUUUGUCA
Ipomoea triloba (trilobed morning glory) is the source of this 3930-nucleotide messenger RNA. RefSeq names its product pentatricopeptide repeat-containing protein At5g65560. The coding region runs from base 85 to 2877 and encodes 930 amino acids. Gene Ontology annotation, molecular function: protein binding. The record is from RefSeq and is a predicted model, not a curated record. The transcript is spliced from 6 exons. NCBI's taxonomy places the organism in Eukaryota, Viridiplantae, Streptophyta, Magnoliopsida, Solanales, Convolvulaceae.